Messenger RNA from Thermothielavioides terrestris NRRL 8126, 1743 nucleotides. RefSeq lists its product as uncharacterized. Gene Ontology annotation, cellular component: mitochondrial small ribosomal subunit. The coding region runs from base 346 to 1641 and encodes 431 amino acids. Gene Ontology annotation, molecular function: structural constituent of ribosome; rRNA binding. The transcript is spliced from 3 exons. Lineage: Eukaryota; Fungi; Ascomycota; Sordariomycetes; Sordariales; Chaetomiaceae. Gene Ontology annotation, biological process: positive regulation of translational fidelity. The record is from RefSeq and is a predicted model, not a curated record.
CGACCGAGGCGGGCCGAUGGGGCCUGGAAACUUUUUUGGCUGAGCGCCAGAGCGCCAGAGUGCCCAAGCAGUGGACGACAGCGAGCGACGCUGCCAACCCAACCGCUCACUUCCCCCCUCUACCUCGCCCUUCCCAGUGGCCCCAUCCUCCGUGCAUAGUCUGGCGACCGAGCACAUCACACAGCAGGGCAGGGCCAGCCGGGAACCGCAUCAGGGGCGCGCCAAUUGGGCGGCAAUCGCGUUGUUUCGCACCGUGCAGGGCCAGCAGUGCCAGCCCCGACCAACUCGAGAGAGCAUCCGACACAGACACCCAUACCCACAGACACCUCCACCUCCACCUCCACGAUGCGGCAGCGCAGGUUGUUGAGGUUCCAUGGUCUCAGGCGUCCACGUCUGCGCCAAACAUGGAACAAGUACAACCUGUUCAAUAUCGCGACGCUGCGCGAACCGUUCCUCGCCCCCAAGACCUUCUUCCAGCAGAAAUGGAUUGCCAAGUCCCUGACCCGCGGCUAUCACGGCGAGCACAUCAAGGAGUACCAGUGGGAGCGCAUGUUCAGCCGCCGCCUGCUCUCCGCCGUCAAUAUGGACCCCGCCUACAUGGCUCGUUACAACGGCAGUGAACAGGCUGCCGGCCGCGGUUCCGGCCUGAUUGGCGCCCGGUCAAUACAGAACAAGGGCAAUCUGCGAGGGCCGACCCCGUACAUGCAGAUGACCUUCGCCCCCAUGGAGCGCCGCCUCGACAUCGCCAUCUUCAGGGCCCUCUUUGCCAGCAGCGCGAGGCAGGCCCGCCAGUUCGUCGUCCAUGGCGCCGUUACCGUGAACGGGAAGAAGAUGACCCACCCCGGCUAUCUCCUCAACCCAGGCGACAUGUUCCAAGUUGACAUCGAGCGCGUCAUGACGGCGACGGGGAAACCGAAACGCCCGGCCCAGAAAAAGGCCGACUCGACCACCUCAACCGCUAGCGAGCCCGCCUCCGACGAGGCCGACGAGGCCGACGCCGCCGAAGCCGAAGAAGCAGCCAGCGAAGCCUCUGAAGACGCUGCGGAGGCAGAAGACAUAGAAGACGGCGAGGACAGGCACAUGGCCACGCUCAAACUGCUCCAGCGGCGCGCGCAGGGCGUCUUGGAGGCCCGGAGCGUAUACCUUCGCGCCAAGCGCAAGCUACAGCUGCGCAGACUGCUCCUGAGCGUCAAGCACACCAUGAACCGCAGCCGGAAAUCGGCCUCGGCGUCCGAGAUGAGCGACGCCGAGUACGAGCUGGCCACGCUGCUGGAGGGCCUGUCGCUCUCGCCCGUGGAAGCGCGCAAGAGGCGGAAUCAGCGGCGACAACGGCACAAGGACCGGGCCGCCGCGGAGGAGGGCCUGCUCACCCCGCAGCAGCGCCGCGUGCUCGAGCACAUGAUCUGCCUCGAGCUCGAGAACCCGCACGACCCGUCCAAGCCCUACGCGACCCCCUGGAGGCCGCGCGAUUGGAUGGCCCCCUUCGCCUUCAUCCCGCGCUACCUCGAGGUCAACCAGCGCAUCUGCGCCGCCGUCUACCUGCGCCACCCCGUCGCCCGCCCCGGCCGCUCCGAGGUGCCCACCCCCUUCCCGCCUAGCAUCUCCCAGCUGGCCUUCAACUGGUAUCUGCGGAGGAGGUAAAAAGAAAAUAGCAAAGCAGGGCCGGGCGAUGAGAGAGAGAGAGGUGAUGAUGGCGGGAAAACGCGCGCUCCGUUGUUGUAAUAAACAUGGGGUAGUGGUUUG